Messenger RNA from Amphibalanus amphitrite, 3852 nucleotides. RefSeq lists its product as uncharacterized. The record is from RefSeq and is a predicted model, not a curated record. Gene Ontology annotation, molecular function: protein binding. NCBI's taxonomy places the organism in Eukaryota, Metazoa, Arthropoda, Thecostraca, Balanomorpha, Balanidae. Bases 192 to 3122 code for a protein of 976 amino acids. The transcript is spliced from 6 exons.
GGCAUCAGUUUGGGUUGUGCCGGCCGACGUGACGGCCGCCGCGGAGUGACGUGCCGUAAGGUGACGCCCGUGACGACCCGCACAUCGUCACGGAUCGGUCCCGGAUCCAUGGCCGCGCGCUGUGACCCGCCGGCGUAUCAGUGACGUCACGCGAUAUAUCGACGGCGGUCCUUCACUCCGGCACGGUGGCGAUGCGUCUGUUCCGCCGGCGGGGGUCCGACUCGGCCCCCCAGCUGGUCAGCCUGGCACCCCUGCAGCGGGACGAGGGCGGCGACCCGGAGGACCCGGCCGCGCCGCCGCUGCUCCGACCCUCGGCCGACUUCCUGUCUGCUGACGAACAGCUGCGGAAAGAGUCGUCGACAUGGGGCCGCCGGGUGGGCCGUCGUCUCUCUCGUCUGACCCGGUCGGGUAGCAGUGAACAAAUCAGCGGCUCAAGCAGCUCGGGACGACGACGUUGGCGCGUCUCCGACUCGUCCAGUCGCGACCCCGACACCCACAGUCUGCGCUCGGAGAGGCGAGUCCGGCUGGAUCGAGUCGAGAGCAUCCGCAACCUGUUCCGUCUGCCGGUGAUCCCCCGGCGCGCCGCCGCUCACGGGGGUCAUGGAGGUCAGGGGUUCAGGGAGAGACGCGGCUCGGACGCCGGUCUGCCUCCGGAGCCAGCAGAGACACCCAGACAGUCGAGGCCGGUCAAACGCAGCGUCAGUCUCUACAAGAGCGCCUCCACCAGUCAGCUGAAUGUCACCCCGCCCACCAUCAAGGACCUGAAGAAGCAGUCGUCUAGAACGCAGAACGCCGCCUGGAAUCAGCCUGCCUACCUGCCAACAAAGACUAUGAGUUGUGAGAACAUGGUGGACGUUGGCGAAAAGCGGGUAACGGGCUCCGAGAGAACUUCCAGACGAGGAGCAGGGGAGUCGGCGGGAGAAGGAGGCGGUCCCGCUGCGCGGAAAGGGAGGAUGACUAUCGGUGACAUCAGGUCCCGCAGUCACGAGGGCGUCCUGGGUGGUUCCCGAGGACGACGGCUACCUCAGGCGCACGAGAUUAACAAAACAACGCCAGCCGGGAGCCGAACGCAGAGUCCUGAGAAGGCUCCAGCUGUGCCGCCUUCACCCUCUCCAAGCAACUCUCGGAUCGAGAAAUCCACGAAGAUACCAGACGUCCCUAAUGUGAUAAAGACGGGGCCCCGAAAGUUGCCGCUGAACCAUGCUUGCUCGAACGAGAGUGGAUAUGACAGCGAUGGCACGAGACGUGGCGAGGAGUCACCCUCUGGUAGCACCCGGGGGAUCAACGCUAGGCGCUCCUCAGGAGAAGAGAGUCCCAGUGGAUCCACCAAGAGCUUCGGUGAUGUCAGUUCAAGUUCACUCGAAGCGACGCGAUUGGGCACUUCAUCUUCGGAUGAUGAGUUCAACAAGCCGCAGGGAGCCCGCCCUAAAACCUACAACAGCUCGCGAACUCAGGAGGAUGAAUCGCCCUUCGCUACCCAGGAUAAUGAUACGAUCCUGCGACAGCCGAAAGACAGGAAGGUGAUGGAUGUGAACGGUAUUCAGAUCAGCACCGAAAAGAUUGUUGCUCAACGCAGAUAUAUGCAGUACAAGAAACGUCCAACUAAGCCUCCAAGGAAGUCACUCGCGAAAGAAGAGAACAACGAUCUCUCAUCUCCGACAUCCCGGCACUUAGAUCAUGGCUCUUAUGAAGAGAUCUUGUCAGAACCGGAGCUCAUUCACUCUGCCAGGCAUCCAGAGGUACCCCGUCGGAAGCGGAGUGUCGAGAACCCGCGGGAGCUGUACCACUUCCCUGGACUGCGUCCCGAGCGACGGGACUUUCCGGACUCUGGGAGACCGCCCCGCUACGCGCAGCCCCGCUCCCGCUCUGAGGGACACCCUCGCCAAGAAAGCUACCCACAGGAGCGGGUAAACAGCUACCAUCACCCGAGACUGGAGAACUAUCCACCCCAGCGUCUGGAUGGGUUCCCAGUGCCUUUCGGACAUCCGCCGGACCCAGGGGUGCCGAACCGUGGUCGGAUCCGGAUGGGGACCCGUGAGGCAGCACACGAGCCGGGCCGGCCGCCGGCCCGGCCCCGAUCCACGGGUCACCUGGUAGCGGCCGGCGGCGGUCCGACCAGCCCGGCAGCGCUGCCCUCACUGCCGGCUGACUUUACCAACAAACAGUUCAAGAUGCUGCGCGUCAAAAAGGCCGACGGGGACUCGUUAGGGAUUUUCAUAGCCACGAACAGCAGUCACGGUUACCUCAUCGCCGAAAUGGAGCCCAACGGCGCCAUAGCCAGGGACGGCCGUUUCAAGGUGGGCGACGAGCUGGUGAACGUGAACGGACGCCGGCUGCGCGGCUGUGCCCUCGAGUCGGUGCUGGACGUGCUACAGGACCCGUCGCCCGAGCUGGACAUUGUCAUAGCGCGCGACUUCCACCCGGACCGGCUGCAGCCGGCCGCGCCGCCGGCCGGUCAGCACGUGGUGGUCAUCUCUGUACCGGACACGAGCGGCGGCGGCGGCGGUGGCGGCGGCGCGUCCGGCUCUCGGGACGAGCUGCUCGACGAGCCGGACGACUCGCUCGAGUACCCGGCCACGGGCUCGGAGCCGUACGACGCCUCCGAAGCCGACGAGUACCGGCGGCCCGAGUCGGUGCUGUCGGCCGUCUCGGGCUACUCGGUGUCCAGCGCGCAGUCGGUGUCGUCGGUGCGCGAGCUGCUGCGCCGGCGGCACGAGCAGAGGGCUGGCACCCGAUCGGCCAGCUCCAAAACCGGCCGGCGACCCAAGUCGCUUACCACUGCCCUCCUUACCGUCAAGUUCGAAAAGGGAGCCGGCAAGAAGAGUCUUGGGUUCAGUAUUGUUGGAGGCAGGGACUCACCCAAGGGCAACAUGGGAAUCUUCGUGAAGACGGUGUUUCCCAAUGGCCAGGCAGCAGAGGACAACCGGCUCAAAGAAGGUGACGAGAUUGUGGCAGUGAACGGUGAGAGCAUGCAGGGCUUGUCGCACGGCGAGGCCGUGGUGGUGUUCAAGUCGGUCCGAUCCGGACAGGUGAUCCUCCAUGUGGCCCGCCGUGAGCAGCCGGCCAAACGAAGGUCGGCCAAGUCCAUGUCGUGUGACGACCUUGACCGGGUCGAGGAGUGAUUCGACUGAGAAAUGAACCGACGCCUCGGGUGUCGCGGUGACGCUCGGCGGUGGCUCACGAGGCGCCGAGAAAUGAAUGGACUGAGAAAUGAACCAUCCCAGGGACUGGGAGGAUGCUGGGCCGCGAGUCGGGGCGCAGCAGGCCGAGCCGGUGUAUACUUAGGCGCUAGCGGCCGCAUAGGUAACAUAGCCAGUUGUCAGUUGUAGAAGUGUAAUAAAUUGCGAAAGAGAAGUUACGUGAUUUACAACAAAUGUGUUAAGUAAGAUGAGUACUGCGCUCUCGUAAGUGUCUCGAAUUCGAUCUUUACGAUUCAGAUCUACAACAUUGAUUCAAUACUCUCGCCUCCCGCUAACAUCGUAAUGAGGCAAUUCAUUUGGUUCUUUGCCGAGAUAAGCGCUCGAUGUACUGCUUUACUUCCGGUCUUUUUUCGCAUCAGCUCCUUCACAGAUGCGCUGCUCUCGUAUGACCAGUGGUAUGAUAGUCAACGUUGUGUUUUGUUGAACCAUCUUGCGUGGUGCAAUAAUGAUACGUGACAGGUUUCAAGUGAACUGAAAUGAUUGCUUGCUGAUGAAGGCUGACACUGUGAAAGUGUCGACACUGAUGUAUGUACUGAAUUUGCGGAACAGAAUGUGUUUGCGUCGUUAUUCAGAGAUUGUUGUUUUGGUCAACAACUUGUCUUUCUUCAUGUAUUGUACUUUGUGGUCAUGCUCAUACUUUUCAUUUUAAUAU